AUGACGCCGCUGAAAUCUGCUCGAGGCGGAGGUUGGAGCAGCUUGAAGGAGAAGCAGGCGGGGGAAGGGGAGGAUGACACGACAGGGGGGGUUCCAGCCGCUGGUUGCUCUUCGCGCCCCUGUUCACGGUGCUGGUGGUCGUGUGGGUGGCAUGUGGCUGGCCGUGGCCGCACGGCGCCCUUGUUCACGGUGCUGGUGGUCGUGUGGGUAGCAUGCGGCGCAGUGAUCGCGGCUUGGCUGCUGUGCAGUCGGCACAAGCAGUACGAGCACCACAGGGAGGAAUCGCUGGGCGUGUGGUGCAAGGAGCGCGCCCUCAUGCUGCAGCAGCUCGUGCUGGCCCACGCGGUGCAGAUGCAGACUCUGGCGGGGCUGAUUUCGGUGAUGGGAACGCCAGGGCGGGCGAGCAAGUGGGACAUGGGCGGGUGUUUGAACGGCAGCAUGUGGGUCUCUUAUCUCACUCGCACCGCACAAACUCGCCCCGGAAACACGGGUGCGGUUGCGUGUGCGGUGGUACACGAUGCAGAGAGGGCGGACUUUGAGAAGCAGUAUGGCAGCAUCAGAGACAACACGCUGAUUGUCAGCGCCCGCCGCCCCAUCUACUGCGCCAAGGUCCUCGAGCUCACAACGCUGUGGGCCACCAACGGCCCCAGCAACAUCGACAUGUUUCAGCGAUUCUCCUGGGCCAUCCCGCUCGUGGAGGCGGGAAAACACUUCUAUACCUGGCCCUACCCCCUCGCCAACCCCCUCACCCAUGCCGGAUUCGACCCAUCAAAGUCCUUUGAGCUAUACGACAUCACCGACCCAGCCUCGCUCUUCGCCAUCGUCUCACCAGUCCCCCCCCACGCCUACUUCCGCCCCGACGACAAGCUCCCCUACAUGCACCCCUCCCCAGAGUCCGAAACCCGCCCCUGGGAGCAUCGAGCCGUGGUGCCUUUGGAGGAGAUGGGAGGGGGGGUGAGAAAGUACGAGGUCUGGUGCAGGCACACACAGCCUCCCAACACAUGGCAGCAGUGGGGCAUCCCCAUCCUCAUUGCCCUCUUCGCCCUCCUUCUCGUGGUGCUCGUGUUGGCGGCCGCAUACCUGCAGCGGAGCAAGUUCCUGCAGACCCAGCAGCAGACGGCAGAGGCGGAUAGGCUGAGACGGGAGGCAGAUGAAGCAGAGGCGUCAAAGAGCAUGUUUGUGGCGUGCAUGUCCCAUGAGCUGCGGACGCCCAUGGUUGGGAUUAUUGGCAUGCUCGAUGCUCUAGCAGACAUGGGCCUCAACUCCUCCCAGCUAGCAGACCUGCUAAUGGCCGGGGCAUCGGCAAGAGAUGCACUGCAUCUGGUCAACCACGUGUUGGACCUGGCGAAGCUGGAGGCAGGCAAGGCGGUGGUGGAUGAGACGGUGAUUGAUGUGCGGGAGUGGCUUCGUACAGUUUUGGACUGGCACGCGGAGGCAGCGAGUUCCAAAGGCAUUGAAUUGAGCGGCAUUGUGGGAGACGACUGCCCCACGCAUGUCAUUGUGGACCCCAUGCAUCUCGGAAGCAUGGUCAAGGAGAUCACAGAUAACGCGGUCAAGUUCACGACACAAGGCCGUGUGACAGUGCGGGUGUCGCUGGUGCCGCAAGGGACAAGCUUGCAAGACACCCUUUGUUACCAGGGCCUUUCGUCACCACGAGCGCCCACUGCUGCCACUGCCCAUGGGCUCUCCGCCUGGCUUUGUUCUACCUGGCGCUGGUUGCUCGAGGUGGUGAGGGGAGAGCCAGCGGCAUCAGCAGGAACAGCAGGCAGUGCCUGGGGGGAGGGCGGGCAUGAGAGGAAGCAUGGGAGUCAAGAGAGGAGGCCCACUCCAAAAGCAGGCAGGGGGCGUGGGAAAGGGCAUGGGAGUGGACAAGAGAGGGGUGGAGAGCGGUGCAUGCUGGUGCUGUCGUGUCAAGACUCGGGCUGCGGCCUUCCAGCGUCUCUCCACACUGCGAGCGGCACUCAAGGGCCGUCCUACUUCUCCCUCCUCGUGAGCUUUCUACUUCUCUUUCCGACUCAACUCCGUGACUCCAUGUUGAGACUUGAUCUGCGGCUACCCUCCCGUACCCUCCCCUCCCCUCCCCUCCCCUCCCCUCCCCUCCUCUUUCCUCCUCUCCCUUCCUCUCCCUUCUCCUCCCCUCCCCUCCCCUUCUUUCCACGCCCCUCCCUUUGCAUGCUCUUCCUUGCCCUUUCCUCCUCUUCCCUCCCCUCCCCUUCCCUCCCCUUCCCCCCUCGUUUCCCUCGCUCACUCGUCUUCUCUCAUGGUUUUCCUCACACAGCUCCCCACUCUCUCACAUUGUCUUCUCACACGCCCCAUCUCUUCCUACCCUGCUGGUCUGGAAAUGUGGCUCUAUUGAAGGGAGAGCUCGCCUUUGACUCACAGCCCGGGUGUGGAAGCACAGUUGCUUUCUCUGUGCCUGUAGCCAUGCCCUCGUUACAAGAACACUGUCCAGAGGAACUGCAGUCAAGCAACCAGGAACCACAGCAGCAGCAAGAGAAGGAUCAACCACAAGGGGAAGCCGUAUGGCAUGGUGAAGGGCAAAUGGGUGGGUCAGGAGAAUUUUCAGGUGCCUGCAGCAGUGGCCAUGAGCAUGACACGGAGUGUGAGCGAUCCAUCUCCCUGUGCGCAUCUGGAACCACCACUGUUGCUACCGCUGGCAUGGCCAUGCGUGCAGGCAUAGGUGUUGGUGCUGGUGCAGGUAAUCGUGCUGGUAGUGUUCGUCUUGGUGGUGCGGCGGAUGAGGCGGUGACGCGGGCGUGGGUGGGGGGGCUGCGAGUGCUGGUGGUGGACGACACGCCCGUCAACCUCCUCGUGGCCCGCCGCUCCCUCGCCCGCUGGGGCGCCCUUGUGACCACCGCCUCUCGUGGGGAGGAGGCAGUUGAGUUAAUCACUGCUGGAGUGGCGGAGGGGAGAGGGCAGGAGGAGGGGAGAGGCGAACGUGCUGUUGGGGAGGUGGCAAGAGGAGAGCAUGGGGCGAGAGGAGAGCAGGAGGCAAGAGGGCAGGAGGAGGCACGUGCAUCGUUGCAGCAUGGCUUCGACUUGGUUCUCAUGGACCUGCAGAUGCCGGGCAUGGACGGCUUUGCAGCAGCAGCAGCCAUACGAGCCCUUGAAAGGAGAGUGGAGUUUGAAUCAAUUUCACGGGCACAGCAAUCGCAGCAGCAGAGGCUGCAGCACACCCCUUCUGAUCUGCCCGUCACACCCCUACAAUUUUCAAGCCCUGCUGCUGCAGCAGCCGCCGCCGCCGCUGCUGCUGCUUCUGCUGCUGCUGCUGCUGGUGCGGCUGGUGUUGCCGCAACUGCUGAUGCUGCAACUGCUAAUGCUGCUUCUCCUGGUGCUGGGUGGCCCGUGUCUCUGCGGGUGCCCAUAGUGGCUCUGACGGCAGACGUGGAUCGCGGAGUGGUGCAGAGGUGUGCAGAGGGGGGGUUUGACGGUGUGCUGCAGAAGCCAGUGGAUGCCCACCUGCUCGCUGCCCAACUCUCCCAAGUGCACACCCAAAGCGCACUCCUGCGGGCUGUGUCACAGCCGACUGAAUCUUACGCGCCGCGUAGCGACACUUGCCUUGAGAUUAUUCGGCUGAACGCGCUCGCCGCCGAAACGCCCUUUCGUCGCCCUCUCUCUCGCCCCUCUCUUCCCGUCGCGCUCUCUCUAUCCGCGCUCUUCCCGUCGCCUCCCUUCCCAUCGCGCUCUCUCUCCCCCCUCCCUUCCCAUCGCGCUCUCUCUCUCCGCUCCCUUCCCGUCGCCCUCUCUCCCGUCGCCCUCUCUCUCCCCCCUCCCCUCCCAUCGCGCUCUCUCUCUCCGCUCCCUUCCCGUCGCCCUCUCUCCCGUCGCCCUCUCUCCCAUCGCCCUCGCUCUCUCCUUCGCUCUGUCCCGUCGCCCUCUCUCCCGUCACCCUCUCUCCCGUCGCCCUCUCUCCCAUCGCCCUCGCUCUCUCUUUUGCUCUGUCCCGUCGCCCUCUCCCCCGUCGCCCUCUCCCCCGUCGCCCUCUAUCUCUCACGUCGCCCGCGCUCUGUCCCGUCGCCCACGCUCUCUCCCGUCGCCCCCGCUCUCUCCCGUCGCCUCGCGAAAUUUUCUGCCGUCUCGUAG
Messenger RNA from Closterium sp. NIES-65, 4083 nucleotides. The record is from the annotation of a GenBank genome assembly. Lineage: Eukaryota; Viridiplantae; Streptophyta; Zygnematophyceae; Desmidiales; Closteriaceae.